AUGCUCCCCCUUUUGACUUACUGCUGUGAACCACUUGUUGUGGCCGUAGAAAAUGUACUCUAUACUCUAGAAAAAAUCCAAAAUCAGUGCUUACGUAUUGUUUCUGGAGCUGUGAAGACCACCCCAAUUGACGCCAUGUUUAUGUUAACUGGUGAUAAACCAUUAAGAACCAUAAUUCAAGAGAAGGCCGUAAUUCUCUGGGAAAAGAUCAUUAGAGUUCCUGGAUAUCUUUCACUCUGGAAUGAAGUCAAUCAAGAUCGGACUAGAAAUCUAAAGAUCCAGAUGAGCUUUCUACAGAGAGUUUUUCAGUUAAAAAAUUCACUUGGUUUAAGGAAUGAACCAGAAUUACUUGUUCCACUACAAAAUCCAAUAAAUUUGAAAUCUUUCUGGAUUAAUCUUGACCUGGGCCAAAAAGUAAUGAAACGUAAUAUGGAUCCCUCUGUUUUAAGAGCCCUCGCUUUCGAAGUAUUAAAUAUUUUUUACCCUGAGCCAGAGUGGCUUCGGAUCUUUACUGAUGGAUCCUUUCUGUCUGAUGGCCCUAAUGCAGGUGCUGGAGUUUUCUCCAAAAUUUUCUCUUUCUACAUCCCUCUGGGCCGAGGUUCUGCGUUUGACGGUGAAAUUGCUGUGAUUCGCACAGAUCUGUACCAGCUAACAUGCCACUUGGAAAAAUUCACAAGAGCUGCUAUACUCGAUGAUUCCUGA
This is a messenger RNA of Stegodyphus dumicola, 702 nucleotides long. RefSeq lists its product as uncharacterized. NCBI's taxonomy places the organism in Eukaryota, Metazoa, Arthropoda, Arachnida, Araneae, Eresidae. The record is from RefSeq and is a predicted model, not a curated record.